Messenger RNA from Thunnus maccoyii (southern bluefin tuna), 3274 nucleotides. RefSeq names its product ADP-ribosylation factor 6a (gene arf6a). NCBI's taxonomy places the organism in Eukaryota, Metazoa, Chordata, Actinopteri, Scombriformes, Scombridae. The coding region runs from base 1416 to 1943 and encodes 175 amino acids. Gene Ontology annotation, molecular function: GTPase activity; GTP binding. Gene Ontology annotation, cellular component: cytoplasm. The record is from RefSeq and is a predicted model, not a curated record. Gene Ontology annotation, biological process: vesicle-mediated transport; intracellular protein transport. The transcript has 3 exons.
AAGUGUGUACGUACAAGAAUUUUCCAAAACUCGUUUGGCGACAUCGUUUGUUUGGCAAGAGCCAACUGGUUUCACUAAAUUACUUCCUCACUGAACAAUUGUUAUCAAAGUGGUACAUUAAUAAUUUUUUCUCAACAUGUAUCAUAUUUUAGCUGCACAGGCUCAUAUUAACAUGUAACGUUACAAACGGUAAUCUAAAGUUAACCAGUGCACCAAAAAAGGUCACCCCGUUAGAAGCAGCAGCUGCAGCAACAGAUACUUCCUUGUUUAAACGGAUGCCAGCUUUAGCUUAAAUCCUAACGUAAGCCACUAAAAAUACUGCAUCCAUGUGAUCGGGUUAGUUAAAUAACAUUAUGCACGGCUGUUUCAAUUACUUGCAAUGAUGUCGGAGCUUUUGCGGAGCAUUUGAAUGCAGCACCAGUGUGUGUGAGCAGUGUAGAGGAAGUGGCGGCUGAUCUGGGUCCGCACCUUUUCCGGUAACACAGCAGCACCGUCCGCCACCGCUGUGACUGAACGGCUGGAGAGAGAGAGAGAGAGAGAGAGAGAGAGAGAGAGAGAGGGAGGAAGAGAGACAGAGAGCGGCAAGAGCGGGGAGAAACGGCCCGGGGACUGGAGGAUGAUUGCCGCAGACGUAAGGGGGAAGAGAAGAAAGUCGGAUGAAUCAAUGACCUUUUGAGCGCUCUUCCUCUGGAUGUCCCGGUGCAGAAACGGACCGGAGAUUAUAGCUGCAUUUGGGUGUGUGUGCGGUUUUUUUUUUUUAAAUAAGAAAAACACUCUGCUUUGAAAUCCAUCGACAGGAAUUGGCUAAGGGCAAGUGUGGACAGCCGGCAGCCAAGGAGGAAGUGGGAACCCCGGGCUUGGACAGGGCCUGAUUUAUGUAGAAGGCUUUUGUAAAAAAAAAAAAAAAAAAAAAAAGAAAAAGGAAGAAAAAAAGAAACUACUCUCUAUCAUAUCCAGUUUAACUGAGAUAUCAACGGGAUUUUGGACGAGAAAACAGACUUGAAAUGUGGAUUCUGAAGCAAGUCUGUGCUCAACGGCUAGUUUGAAACAAGGGGAUGUAAUUUUUUCUUCUUACAUCGGAGGGCAGUGGAUCAUGAAAAUAUAUCCCCACCCAAUUCUACCAGGGCUACACACACACACUGCUCCCUUUGAAUUGCUCAAAGUCGCCGGCUCAGGUCACAUCAUCAUUGUCAUUACUUCCAACUAAAUUGUCCGCUAUCCAACUGUACAAACUUGAGAGUCACUGCCUUUUUUGAAUAUUGACACUUGUGUCAGCCCACCGCUGUCAUCACGUGGAGGGCUCCCCAGCACACAUUACUGUAAGUUGCCCUGAAAACAAACUUUUUUCUCUCUCUCUUUCUCAUUAGAGAAGCUUUAAUUUCCCUCUAUUGAAGUAUUUAUGCACAGCAAACAAGAUGGGGAAAAUGCUGUCAAAGAUCUUUGGCAACAAGGAGAUGAGAAUAUUGAUGCUUGGACUUGAUGCUGCUGGUAAAACUACCAUCCUGUACAAGCUGAAGCUCGGACAGUCGGUCACCACCAUCCCCACAGUUGGAUUCAACGUGGAGACCGUCACCUAUAAGAAUGUGAAGUUCAACGUGUGGGACGUGGGGGGGCAGGACAAGAUCAGGCCCCUUUGGAGACAUUACUACACAGGCACCCAGGGUCUGAUUUUCGUGGUGGACUGCGCCGACAGGGACAGGAUCGAUGAGGCGAGGCAGGAGCUCCACCGGAUCAUCAACGACCGGGAGAUGAGGGACGCCAUCAUCCUGAUCUUCGCCAACAAACAGGACCUCCCAGAUGCCAUGAAGCCCCACGAGAUCCAGGAGAAGCUAGGCCUGACCCGGAUCAGGGAUAGGAAUUGGUACGUUCAGCCCUCGUGUGCGACAACAGGGGAUGGACUAUACGAGGGCCUGACCUGGCUUACCUCAAAUUACAAAUCUUAAUGUUUCUCCCCUCACCAGCCUGGACACUUGGAGGCUACAGGCGCAGAAAAGUAGCUGAGAAUGAAAACACAAGGAUAAAAAAAAUGCAAUCUGAAGCAAUUAAUAACACAACCUCUCUGCUCAGUAUAUGUAUCAAAGAGAGUAGCAAUUAUAUUUUUGUUUUGUUUCUUUUUUUCAUAAUGAUGACUUCACUAUAUUUCAUUUAGACAAAAGACUAUUGUUUUUUGGCUGGUUUUCCUUUAAUUUUUUGCGUAGUUCGCUUUGGUUCUGUAGUAUUUCACUCACAUUCUGUAUAAUCAGUACUGAUUAAAUAUACAAUAAGCGUUCUUUGAGCUCUUGCUGCAAAUUCUAUUAUGUUUCCUCCUUUUUGUAUAAUUUCUUUUAGGGGACUUUGGGACAUUUUAUUGUUUUUGCAAACUGCCCCCCUGCUUUAGCUCUCAUUCAGUAUUUUCACGACCCAGCUACGUAUCCAAAGGAUGGGAUCAGCCCAGUCCCCCCCCCCUCCCCUUUUUUUGAGGACGUAACCUGUUCACAUGGAUUCCUAGAAACCAUCGCCUGCAUCAGCAUAUCACCUUCAUGGCUCAAACUGCCUAUAAUUUGUAAGAAUGUGUAUUUCGGAUAUGUUAGGACCUCAAAAAAAAAAGAAAAAGAAAAAAAAAAGAAACUGUUUUCAUAAUUGAUUGUACAAUUACUGGGAUGAUUGAGGAAAUGUGUUCGUACUUAUUUCCUGUGCAGUGAUUACAUCCAUAAUGUCUACUGUGGUGGUUUGUUUGGAAAAACACUAUGUGGACGCUGGAUAUUCACACACUGUGAUAUGGAUAUAUAUUUUUGUUGUUUCAGGGUCUGAAUCUGUUACCACCAGUCUUACUAUUAUUGCCUCUUUUGUUUUGUUUUUUUUUCUCCCAGAGCUUCCAUUACUGUUGAGUAUUUUGUAGUUUCAGCUGCCUUAGAAGGGGCCCGGCUUUUACAGGUGCCCCCAAAAUCAAGACAGUUACUACGGCAGAAGGUAUUCUCAACCGCUGAGUUUGCACUUUUGGAUGGGGAGGGAUUACCAGUUAGCUGGCUGUGCACAUUUGAUUUUCUGUGACUGACUUUUGGACCCCAACAAGUGUUUACGGAAUUCCCAACCCCCUGCCACCUCCAUGUAGGUGCUUCAGUGACUGCGACCCUCUUCUUCUUCUUCUUUUUAUCAUUCUGCCUGUACACACCUAAGGUCUUACAGACCAAAACCAACUUUCUGUUAAUAGAUCAUAGAUACUGCUCUGUUUUAUUUUUGUUCCAUUUUUUUUUUUUUGCUAUGCUGAUUGAAAUAAUAAAAAGAUAUAUCCAGA